AUGGUUAGUCAGACUGACCUGCAAAGUCGUCAUCAACCGAGAUACUAUGUGUUUGAGGCCCUCAUCGGGGCCAAAGAACGCUCGCGCAUAUGGGAUCAGGCGCAAUUCUGGGAAGACGCGUUCCUCGAUGCUGCGGCCCGUGAACGCGACCUUCUUGGUCUUGAUCAUUCGUCAACGGCCUUGCUUGAACGUUACGCAAAGUUGUCGGUACCUGAGAGGAAGUUGUGGGAUCUAAAGGAGGACCGCAUUUUAGCAACUCUCUUGCACAAUCUCAUCGCUUUCAUGGUAAUGCUAAAAACAACCAAACAAGAAAUAUACAACGUUGGCUAUCGACUGCUCGGACGGUGUCGCCUCGGGUCCCAUUUUUCGCAUUCGAUCUCCAACCUACUUGAAUCCAUUGCUGAACUAAGUGGUAACGCCAUCGAUCUCAUACCGUCGAUGAGCGCUAGUAUCUACCAGCAGGCUUUCAUUGUAACCACUGGUGCGAAGAAUUUAACAACUGGAACUGCGUCCAUUCUGGAAGUAAGUUCAGAGCUCCACUAG
Molecule: messenger RNA, 543 nt
Organism: Echinococcus granulosus
Lineage: Eukaryota; Metazoa; Platyhelminthes; Cestoda; Cyclophyllidea; Taeniidae
Product: MAP kinase-activating death domain protein
Exons: 3
Coding region: 1-543 (180 amino acids)
Biological process (GO): regulation of Rab protein signal transduction; regulation of apoptotic process
Cellular component (GO): cytosol
Molecular function (GO): guanyl-nucleotide exchange factor activity
Source: RefSeq, a predicted model, not a curated record